CUACUCAAUCAUGGUCUUGAACCAAAUGCCAGAGACCAGUGGGGUGUAACGCCUUUGUUUUGGGCUGCGAAUAAUGGACACAGCGCGGUGGUGAAGCUGCUUCUCGAACGCCAAGUUGACGUGGAUUCCUGUAAUCCAGAUGGCCGCACACCACUAUUCCGGGCCGCGUAUAACGGUUUGGAGAGCGUGGUGAGACUGCUGCUUGAGAAAGGGGCUGACCCAACUUUUGAAGACAGAUGGGGCGAGUCACCGCAACAUUGGGCUGUGCGUAAUGGCCAUAGGAAGGUGAUGAGUUUACUUUGCGAGUGA
Messenger RNA from Trichoderma virens Gv29-8, 309 nucleotides. RefSeq lists its product as uncharacterized. NCBI's taxonomy places the organism in Eukaryota, Fungi, Ascomycota, Sordariomycetes, Hypocreales, Hypocreaceae. Gene Ontology annotation, molecular function: protein binding. The record is from RefSeq and is a predicted model, not a curated record. The transcript has a single exon. The annotation marks the transcript as partial.